This is a messenger RNA of Mesorhabditis spiculigera, 738 nucleotides long. NCBI's taxonomy places the organism in Eukaryota, Metazoa, Nematoda, Chromadorea, Rhabditida, Rhabditidae. The record is from the annotation of a GenBank genome assembly.
AUGGUCUGGGCUCACAGGGAGGAGCCAGAUGCUUCCAUCCAAUCGGAGCGCCAACCGGAUCAGCAGAGCCAGGGCCGCGGCGACGGCGCCGGGCCGCUGACCGCCUUCCCGACGCUGCGCAAGUUCUCGUCGUUCGCCGAGACGAACAGGGAUUCCUCGAUGCACAGCGAGCGCGUCGGGCGCAAGUACGAGCUGCUACCGCUGAUGCUCACCGCCUUCCUCGGCACCUCGAACCUGUCGGUGUUCCCGAAGACGAUGAUGUUCGUCGUUUGGUUCAACGGCGGCGUCUUUUUCCUGGUGCCCUACCUGCUGGGGUUGGUCUUCUACACGAUCCCGUCGGCCCAGGUCGAGGUGUACAUUGGCCAAUUCACGCAGACGACCCCUCUGAAGGGCUACUCGCUGUUCGCCCCGAUUAUGGCUGCCAUCGUCUGGACGUCACAAAUUGCCAUCUCGAUCGGCGGCGUGCAGGCCCUACUUCAUAUGACCAUUGCCAUGCAGAUGCUGCUCAACUACCCGGCGCGCGAGACCUGGGCCAAGUGCCAGGAUUACAAUUCGCCAUCGUGCAUCUCGUUCGCCAACGACCGUGGCUGUGCCGAUCAGAUGGACACCACGAUCGCACAGAUGCGCUAUGCAUUUGUGCGUGUUUAUGGGAUACUCCUUCAGAAAGACUGUCACCAGAGCUUCGAGAACCUCAUCAUCCAGCCGAACCUCGCCCAGCUGCCCGUCAUAGAAUUCCUC